AUGCGCACUUCUUUUCUUAGAUACAUUAUUGAUGCCGAAGGAUACUAUCUUUACUUGACAAGUGGCGCAAGCUCGAGUACAGAAACUCGGUUCGAGCUUCGUUCGAACUGGCGCAAGAUCGGUGCAAGCUCGAAAAGCUCGAGCACUACUACUGGUGUUCAAUAUAAGAAGAAAUAUGUCUCACUUAAUGCCCUGGUUGUAUCUUACAUUCUCAGUCAAAGAUAUCUUGUAUCAAGAGAUAUGGUGCCUAAAUGCAGUAUCAUGCAAAAAAUUAGUUUGUUGAGAGUACUUGAUGAAGGAAGAGUCCGUCAAGAAAUCAGAAUGGAUUUGAGUUCAUUCGAUGCCUUAUACCUCAAAAUUAUGUCGCACUCAGUUUACAAUCCUCAAAACGGAACACCUCAGAUACCAUUGAAGGUGCAAAUGAUAGUCGCUUUGGAACGUUUGGGUUACUACGGAAAUGGAGCAUCCAUAGGCAAGUUUGCCCGAGCAGGAAGAAUUUCAGAACGUGCAGUUGUAUGUUUCACAAAAAGGUUCAUUAUUGCCGUAAUUUCAAACUUAGCAAAGGAGUAUUUGCGCUGGCCAACAGCUGAAGAAAGAAAAAUUAUAAACAAGGAAAUCGAAGAGGAAUAUGGAUUCCCUGAAUGUGUUGGCUUUGUGGAUGGUUCUUUGUUCCCUUUGUCUAAUAGACCAACAUGGAGUACACCGCAAAAUUUCAGGAACGAUUUAUUAAAAAUUGACCGCAAUCGCUAUGAUUGCGGUCAAAAAUUGGCCAUAUCGCAUUUUUGGCGAUAA
Mucor mucedo is the source of this 792-nucleotide messenger RNA. RefSeq lists its product as uncharacterized. Lineage: Eukaryota; Fungi; Mucoromycota; Mucoromycetes; Mucorales; Mucoraceae. The coding region runs from base 1 to 792 and encodes 263 amino acids. The record is from RefSeq and is a predicted model, not a curated record. The transcript is spliced from 3 exons.